AUGCCAUCGAUACCGAUAAGCAACUACUUUUUACAGGGUGAUCAUGUCUGGGUCGAUCAACGUACCGGCAGCGAGUUCAAUGUCGAAAUUGGUGCUCGUGUGGUCGCUACACAAGCCGGACAAAUUAUUUUAGUUGAUGAUAAUGAACAAGAACUUCAUUUUCCUAUUCAAACUAAAUUUCGUCCAAUGCAUAUUAGUUCUGUCGAAGGUGUUCAUGAUAUGAUUUUAUUAGGAGAUCUUAAAGAAUCUGCUAUACUUCAUAAUCUUCAUAUGCGUUAUAAAGAAGAUAAUAUUUAUACUUAUACAGGAUCAAUUUUAGUUGCUGUUAAUCCAUAUAAAUUAUUAAAUAUAUAUAAUAUUGAAUAUAUUCGUCAAUAUUCAAAUGCAAAAAUAGGUGAAUUACCACCACAUAUAUUUGCUAUUGGUGAUAAUGCUUAUUGGAAUAUGCAACGUUAUCAACAUGAUCAAUGUAUUAUUAUAAGUGGUGAAAGUGGUAGUGGAAAAACUGAAUCAACAAAAUUAAUUUUACAAUUUUUGGCUGCAACAAGUGGACAACAUUCAUGGAUUGAACAACAAAUACUUGAUGCUAAUCCAAUACUUGAAGCAUUUGGUAAUGCAAAAACAGUUCGAAAUGAUAAUUCAUCUCGUUUUGGAAAAUAUAUUGAUAUACAUUUUGAUAGACGAGGUGCUAUUGAAGGUGCUAAAAUUGAACAAUAUUUAUUAGAAAAAUCUCGUAUUGUAUCUCAAGCACGUGAUGAACGAAAUUAUCAUGUUUUUUAUUGUAUGUUAGCUGGAAUGUCGAAAGAAGAAAAACAUAUAUUAGAUUUAACAACUGCUAGUGAUUAUGUUUACCUUAAUCAGCUUGAUGGAACUAUUUAUUGUGAUAGUCGAGAUGAUGGAAAAGAAUGGUCAACAAUAAAAAGUGCUUGUAAAGUUUUAAUGUUUACUGAAGAAGAAUUAAAUGAUAUUCUACGAUUAUUAUCAGUUGUUUUACAUUUGGGAAAUUUAAAAUUUCAAGCAACAACAACUCAAAAUAUGGAUACGUGUACAGUUGCGAAUAUAAAUGUACUUCGAAUUAUUUCGAAAUUACUUAAACUUGAUGAAAAUGGUCUUCGUGAUGGAUUAUUAAAACGUACAAUUUUUGCUCAUGGUGAAGCUGUUAUAACACCUCUUAGUCAAGAACAAGCUUUUGAUGUUCGUGAUGCAUUUGUUAAAGGAAUUUAUGGAAAAAUGUUUAUUUGGAUUGUUGAAAAAAUCAAUUCGGCAAUUUUUAAACCAAAAGAUCCAUCAGCAUAUCGAAAAAGUCUUGGUAUAUUGGAUAUAUUUGGUUUUGAAAAUUUUCAACAAAAUAGUUUUGAACAAUUAUGUAUAAAUUAUGCUAAUGAAAAUUUACAACAAUUUUUUGUUCAUCAUAUAUUUAAACUUGAACAAGAAGAAUAUAAUAAUGAACAUAUUAAUUGGAAACAUAUUUCAUUUGAAGAUAAUCAACGUAUACUUGAUUUAAUAGCAAUUAAAUCAAUGAAUAUAAUUGCAUUAAUUGAUGAAGAAAGUCGAUUUCCAAAAGGUACAGAUCGUUCAUUAUGUGAUAAACUUCAUGCAAAUCAUUCGAAAAAUGAUAAUUUUAUUCCAAGAAAAAUUGAUAAUAUUAUUAGUUUUGGUAUUCGACAUUUUGCUGGUAAUGUUUAUUAUGAUUGUGAAAAUUUUCUUGAAAAAAAUCGUGAUACAUUUAGUCAAGAUCUUAUGAAAUUAUUACAAGAAACAAAAAGUAAAUUUUUACGAAAUUUAUUUUUAAGUGAAUUUCAAAUUGGUACCGAAACACGUAAACGUGCACCGUCACUUGGUACACAAUUUAAAAAAUCACUUGAUUCAUUAAUGAAUAUAUUAUCUGCAUGUCAACCAUUUUUUAUUCGUUGUAUUAAACCAAAUGAAUAUAAAACACCAAAUAAUUUUGAUCGAGCAUUAGUUUGUCGACAAUUACGUUAUUCAGGAAUGAUGGAAACAAUAAGUAUUCGUAGAAAAGGUUAUCCAAUUCGUCAUUUAUUUCGAGAUUUUGUUGAUCGAUAUCGUUUAUUGGCAUCAAGUAUUGGACCAUCACAUAGUGAAGGUGAUUGUCGAUUGGCUGCAGAUAAAAUUUGUAAAACUGUUUUGAUUAAUCAAGAUUAUCAAAUUGGAAAAACAAAAGUUUUUCUCAAGGAUGCUCAUGAUGUAUUUCUUGAACAAGCUCGUGAAAAAGUAAUGGCUCGUAAAAUUCUUAUUUUACAAAAUUCUAUACGUCAAUGGAUUGCACAUCGACAAUUUCUUUCUAUACGUCAAAGUGUUUUACUUAUUCAACGUUAUUGUAAAAGUCAUCGUGAAGUAAAACGUUUUCAAAUAAUGUGUAAUGGUUUUACACGUUUACAAACACAAUUUCAUACUCGUAUGUUAACACUUCGUUAUUCUGUUUUACGUUCACGUAUACUUAAUAUUCAACGUUAUUGUCGUGGUUAUCUUGCUCGUCAAAAUUAUAGUCGAAAAUUAAAUUCAAUACUUAUUUUACAAUCUGAAGUUCGACGACAUAUUGCACAAAAACAAAUACGUCGUUAUCGUAUUGAAGAAAAAAUGUAUCGUGAAGCUGAACAAGAACGAUAUGAAGAAGAAAAACGUUUAAUAACAACAUUAGGUGUUAAACGUGCUAAAGAAGAAGCUGAAAGAAAAUAUCAAGAACGUUUAAAAUUUCUUGAAAAUGAAAUACAUGAACAAGAACGUCUUGAACAACAACGUGCUAAAGAAAAACGUUUAUUAAUGGAACGAAAAACUUAUACAGAUGAAAAUGAUUUAUUUAAUAAUAUGUUUCCAUCAAAUAAUGAUGAACGUACAACACCAAUACAUCGUCCAUCAACAAUUACAACAGGUGGUAUGCAAUCAACAUUAGGAAAUAUGCCACAAUUAAAUGAUAAUAUUGAAAGAAUUGAUAAACCAUUACCAUUACCUGAUCAAGAUGAAGAUUUAAAAGAAUAUACAUUUGCAAAAUUUGCUUCAACUUAUUUUCAAGGAAAUGCUACACCACAAUUUACAAAGAAAACAUUAAAACAACCAUUAUUAGCAAUUAAAUCUGAACGUGAUCAAUUGGCUGCUUUAGCUAUUUGGAUAACAAUUCUUCGAUUUAUGUGUGAUUUACCUGAUGUUCGUACACCAAAUGUAGGUCAUCAAAAACAAUCUGUAAUGACAAAAAUUCAUUCAACACUUGGUAGAAAAUUUAAUAAAAAAGAUUUGGAAGAAGCACAAAAAUUAAAUGAAUCAAUUGAUAAUCAACCAUCAUUAACACUUCCUGAUAAUUCAACAUCAAUAAUAUUAAAUAAUGGUUUAUCAUCAACAUCAAAUAAAACAACAUCACGUUCUGUAAAACAAAAAUUAGUUAAUAUGACAUUAAAACGUAAAUCAAAAUUAUCAACUGAUGUUGCUAUAACACGUUUAAAAGAUUUAGAUAUAUUAAGUUCAACACAACAAAUUAAAAUGUCUGGUAUGAAUCCAUUUUUAGAAGAUCGUCCAACAUCAAAUUUAGAAAAAUUACAUUUUAUUAUUGGUCUUGGUAUACAUGUUGCUGAAUUACGUGAUGAAAUUUAUUGUCAAAUAUGUAAACAAUUAACAUCAAAUCCAUCAUCACAAUCAAUUGCACGUGGUUGGAUUUUAUUAUCAUUAUGUGUUGGUUGUUUUGCACCAUCAUCAAAAUUAAUUAAAUAUUUACAAAAUUUUAUAUUAAAUGGUCCAAAUGGUUUUCCAAGAUAUUGUUAUGAAAGAUUAUCAAGAACAAUGAUGAAUGGUUUAAGAACACAACCACCAUCAUGGCUUGAAUUACAAGCAACAAAACAUAAAGAACCAUUAUUACUUCAAAUAACAUUUAUGGAUGGUAGUUCAAAAGCUUUAAAAGCUGAUUCAGCAACAACAGCACGUGAAUUAUGUGAUUUAUUAGCUGAAAAAAUUAAUUUAACUGAUAAAUUUGGUUUUUCAUUAUAUAUUGCAUUAUUUGAUAAAGUAUCAUCACUUGGUUCUGGUAUGGAUCAUGUUAUGGAUGCUAUAUCACAAUGUGAACAAUAUGCUAAAGAACAAGGUACAUUAGAAAAAAUAGCACCAUGGAGAUUAUUUUUUCGAAAAGAAAUAUUUGCACCAUGGCAUAAUCCACAAGAUGAUUCUGUAGCAACAAAUUUAAUUUAUCAACAAGUUGUACGUGGAAUUAAAUUUGGUGAAUAUCGAUGUGAAAAAGAUGAUGAUUUAGCAAUGAUAGCUGCUCAACAAUAUUAUAUUGAAUAUGGUCAAGAAAUGCAUAUUGAUCGUUUACGUGAAUUACUUCCUCAUUAUAUUCCUGAUAAUCAACUUGUUCAAAAUAAAGCAACUGAUCGUUGGUCACAAAUAAUAAUACAUGCUCAUAAACGUCAUUUUAAUAAUACAAAAGAUUCUAUAUCAAUUUUACGUGUUAAAGAAGAUGUUGUUAAUUAUGCACGAUUUAAAUGGCCAUUAUUAUUUUCACGUUUUUAUGAAGCAUAUAAAUUUUCUGGACCAACAUUACCAAAAAAUGAAGUUAUUAUUGCUGUUAAUUGGACAGGUGUUUAUGUUAUUGAUGAUCAAGAACAAGUUUUACUUGAAUUAUCAUUUCCUGAAAUUACACAAGUACUUAGUAGUAAAUCAUCUAGUAGACAACAAAGUAAUAGUUUUACAAUAAUAACAAUUAAAAAUGAUGAAUAUACAUUUACAUCAAAUAAUGCUGAUGAUAUACGUGAUUUAGUUAUUAAUUUUUUAGAAGGUCUUAAACGUAAAUCAAAAUAUGUUGUUGUUAUACAAGAUUUUGAUUCAUCAGGACAAGGUUUAUCUAUACGUCGUGGUGAUUUAAUUAUAUUAGAAGAUGAUACACGUACAAAUUCAACAGGUACUUUUUUUGGUUAUAAUGAACGUACAGGCUCAACCGGUGAAUUUCCGAGUGAAUGCGUUUAUAUAUUACCAACAUUAUCAAAACCACCACAAGAUAUUUUACAAAUAUUUGCAUUACAAUGGACUGAUAUUAAUCAACAACAAGCACAAAAUGAACAUUUAUUUUCAUUAAAUGGUAAUAAUAAUGGAGAAUUUUUACCUGAACAAGGUUAUACAUUAGAAAAAUAUGCUGAAAUAAAUUUUCGUUUACCACCUAAACGUACAUGGUCAAAUACAUUUUCACGACGUACCGGAAUGAAUAAUAAUGGUGAUCGUUUAUGGGCAUUUCAAAAAGAACCAUUAAGACAACCAUUAUUAAAAAAAUUACAAGAAAAAUUAGAAUUAAGUGAAGAAGCAUGUUCUUGUUUUAUGAAUAUACUUAAAUAUAUGGGUGAUUAUCAAACAGGUUUACGACGACGAGCAACAAAUGAAUUAACAGAUGCUAUUUUCGAUCCAGCACUUAAACAUGAAAUUCUUAAAGAUGAAAUCUAUUGUCAAAUUGUUAAACAAUUAACUGAUAAUGGUAAUCAAGCAAGUGAAUCUCGUGGUUGGGAAUUAAUGUGGUUAUCAAGUGGAUGUUUUGCACCAAGUGCUGUCUUACUUAAAGAAGUUAAUCUAUUUCUACGAUCACGUAAACAUCAAUUAGCUGUUGAUUGUUUUGCACGUUUACAACGAAUAUUAAAAAAUGGUCAACGUAAACAUCCACCACAUCAAGUUGAAGUUGAAGCAAUUCAACAUAUGACAACACAAAUUUAUCAUAAAGUUUAUUUUCCAGAUGAUACAUCUGAAGCAUUUGAAGUUGAUUCAUCAACACGUGCAAAAGAUUUUUGUCGUAAUAUAGCUGAUAGACUUAAAUUACAAUCAAGUGAAGGUUUUAGUUUAUUUGUUAAAAUUCUUGAUAAAGUUAUAAGUGUACCAGAAGGAGAUUUUUUCUUUGAUUUUGUUCGACAUUUAACUGAAUGGAUUAAAAAAACAAAACAACGUGAAGAUCCACCAAAAUAUACUUAUCAAAUAUUUUUUAUGAGAAAAUUAUGGACAAAUGCUGUACCAGGAAAAGAUAGAAUGGCUGAUAUUAUAUUUCAUUAUCAUCAAGAACUUCCGAAAUUAAUUCGUGGUUAUCAUAAAUGUUCGAAUGAUGAAGCUGUUCAAUUAGCCGCUUGUAUAUAUCGUGUUCGAUUCGGUGAUAGUACAGCUCAAUUUGAAAAUAUUCAAUUAAAAGAUUUUCUUCCAUCUGAUCUUGUUGAUAAACUUCCAUAUACUGAAUGGAAAAAGCGUAUUAUGACAACUCAUGGACAAUCACGUAAUGUAUCAUCAGAAGAUGCUAAAAUAAAAUUUCUUAAAAUUGUUUAUCAAUGGGCAACAUUUGGUUCAGCAUUUUUUGAAGUGAAACAAACAUCUGAUCCAACAUUUCCUGAACAGUUAUUAAUUGCAAUUAAUAAAAAUGGUGUUAAUUUAAUUCAUCCAAAAACAAAAGAUUUACUUAUAACAUAUCCAUUUACAAGCAUUUCAAAUUGGUCAAGUGGAAAUACAUAUUUUAAUAUGACUGUGGGUGAUAUUGUUCGUGGUACACGUUUAUUAUGUGAAUCACCAUUAGGUUAUAAAAUGGAUGAUCUUCUUACAUCUUAUAUUAGUUUAAUGGUUCAAACAAUGCAUCGUCAAUCGACAAAUGCAUCGACUCCACGACAAUAA
This is a messenger RNA of Rotaria sordida, 6630 nucleotides long. The record is from the annotation of a GenBank genome assembly. Lineage: Eukaryota; Metazoa; Rotifera; Eurotatoria; Philodinida; Philodinidae.